Amoebophrya sp. A120 is the source of this 6732-nucleotide messenger RNA. The record is from the annotation of a GenBank genome assembly. Lineage: Eukaryota; Dinophyceae; Syndiniales; Amoebophryaceae.
AUGGGGCAGGCACACAGCGGAAAGUCUCCGACUCUUUCGCAACCAGACGAUCUUGUUCGACACGAUGGUGAGGAGGUCGGCAACUAUGGGACUCCUUCUGCAGCGUAUCAGGUUGGACACCAGAAUUCGGAAACAGGCAGUAUGAGGGCGCUCUAUUUCGGUGACCGAGGGCCCAACAGAAGUACGGGCGGCAGCGGCAGAGAAGAGCUAGAGGUAGUGGAUCUAUUCUCUGCAAGAGUUGUUUCGUGCUCGUACUAGUUGCAUUUGCAGCACAUCAUUUUUUGUAUUACAAACAGGUCUGGUCUCAUAUCAUACAUUUCAAAUUCCAUUUUUUCUUUCGACCAUUGCUACUAGUGCGAGCGUUUUCGUUUUGCAAUGCAUAAGAUCCUCGUCGGAGGAACACCAAUAGCCUGACUCCGUUGCCAGCGCUCUCCAGAAGGCGCGACUCCUCCGCGACUCAGCGGAGAAGUCCAAGUCCGUCACUCGGCGUCAAGGCAGGUGGUCGCGGUUUCUCUUCUAGUUCCGCAGUUGUUACGCAAGCGGACCAUCCAAAGAUGCGGUCCUAUUCACAGUGGGAUACCAGUAGCCUGCUUGAGCUGGCCAAGGCCCGCGGUCUCAUGGACGAUUCUUCUUUUAUUUCGGCGAGCGGAGGCGGACGCGCUGCCGCACCUGGCGGCGCGGCAGGUGAAGAGGGUGACGCGUUCUCGUCUUCAGCGAAGAGAGUCAGGAAAUCAUUACAGAAAAAAAACUCACCGUCACCAGAAAACCCCCUACCGCUGCAAGCGCAACUUAGUCCACCUAACACUUCGCCUCCGCUGCUCGAUAUUGGAACGAAUUCUGCCGAGCCGUUUACUUCUGAAGUUAGUGGCGAGAGUGAGCGACUGUGGCGCGCAACAAGCCAAAACUCGGGCGUCUCCUCAGACAAUGUCGCACUUGGCACAAGCCCUGCGACAGCAGGGGAUUGGGAACGAUACCAAGAUAAAGAAGCAAGUUCUACUUGCCUGGACCAGGAGCAGCACAGGCAGUCGAAACGACCGGAACUGGGUGAAGGACUGGAAGCAGAAGUGCAAUAUGAGAUGAAACACCAGGGCGCAGGAGUGGUGCUCGACAAAGGCAGCGCAAGCUUAACUGCGGCAACGUCAGCAUCGCAACUUCACAGAGACGCAAGGAUUGCAUCAAAUGCAUCUGAUAUAGAGAGUAGAAGUACAUCUACAUCAACAGCGGCGGUCCCAGGCCAAAUUCCAUCAUCGUCAUCACAGAAUGUCGCUACUCCGCUUGGUGGAGAAAAAGGUUCACCCUCUGGCAUGAUGGAUGCGACGAGGACUUUAGACGACCCACAUGAACAAGCGCCGACGCUACCUAGUCGGGAGCUACUUUUGAGUCUGUUGCACGCGUGGGAUCGCGGGCGGUCUUCACGCGGCGAGGUUUUUCAGACAAGCCGAAGUUCCAGUCAUGAACUGUCUGCCAGUGAUCGGAAGAGACUUUCGGCGUUCGAGCGCCGUAGUCGAAGCCGAGAGUCCUCGUCCCUACUAGCAGAUGAUCAUGCGGUGCCCGUUGCGGUCUUGCAAAACCUGCGGAACGUACAGGGACAAAUGGGAGUGGACAUCGGAGGCACGCUGGCAAAGCUGGUAGCAGUAAAAAAGACCUAAAAUUAUGUAUCUAUGAAAUGUAUACUUUUCGUUUUCUUAGUACGUCGCACUGUGAAUUUUGUGCGUCGUUGUAUUGACAGCUAAGUAUCUGUGUUUAUACACCACAUGACAACACUUCUAUGGGGAAGCGGAAGUCUUAGAGGCGUCGUCGAGCAGUAGCCUCAACAAUAGUCGUGGCGCUUAAGAAUAAAAAGUUCGCUAUGCUGCAUGCUGUCAAUAAGGAUAUUACGUCGUGGUCCAGCACGCACCACCACCUCUAGUUCUAAACAUUUAUAUGUCGCAAUCAAGACAAGCGUCUUUCUAAUCGUCUCAUAACUGAGUAGCUGCAAAUUUGAAUUAUGAACACAGGUACUCCUGAUGCCUGGUGAAGCUGCGGGACGAUUGUUGUUUCCGAGCGUUUAUGCUCUGCAAAAGCAUCGCACUUGUGCAUGAAUUACAGUAUGUACGGAAAAAUAAAGAGAAGGUGGCUCUUUAUUACCUUUCUUGCAUGAAGCACCACAGUGUAGUUGCAGAUGAGUUGAACUACAUUGCUUUCUCUCUUUCAAAAACACGACUGCGAAGACAGUUUUUGCACAGGAUAGCUUGAUUGGCCGGACCGGAAAAGUGCACCACAGUCUGGACGUCGAACUGGGAUUGGAGGAUCUCGACGGCCUGGACCCUGAAAUGACGUCUUCGAGCGACUCGCUAGUCGACGAAGAGGAGGACGAGCAGGAGCGUGAGGACGUUUUACAGGAGGAACGGCUCCAAGUGUUGCAACGGCAGAGGAGCGCCGGAGGUGCAGAAGAUGUUGCCAGCAGCGGCACAUCAUCUACAGUGUUUCCUUCCCCUUUGCGAAAGCAAUUGCUCCUGGUCGAGCCUAGCACGCAUAUUAACCAUCCUAGUAGUCCUGAAGUGCCAGGAAUGAUCACAAGCGCCCUCGGCGGAAGCACGGUCAUGGGACAGGAAAGGAAGCCAACCGGAAUUGCAAAACAAUCACAGCAUACGCACAGCACGUCGACAGCGCUCAACGCAGGCAGCCUUCAUGCGAAUGCGUCGCCACCGCUUUAUGGUAGUGAGUGUCAGGCUUGAAAUCAAUGCAGCUGAAGUGAUUUUCAUUUUUCAAAUUGUCGAGGAUGGAUAUUUAUUGAAGUCACUACGUACAACCAGGUCGAUCCCCCAGUUCUAAGAGGCGCAUGACAACUUUUAUUGGGAGGUUUCGUAUGCAAUUUGGUUCACUAAAGAAAAGGCACAUGGCGUCGAAUGCCCUUUAGCCACCGCGUCACUGCCCUAAUUAGGCCUACAGUCAGCCUCAUGAGCGGUCUUCUCUCCAAUGCAGGCACUUUGUGCUUUGUUUUUAUAUGACAGAUUGUAGUUCAACAUCUUCAAUUUUGAUAAAGCCUGGCGCGUGCAUAUGCUUCCCACGUCUGCGCGGUCGCUUCCUGAGCCAAGCAUGCUCUAUGGAGGAGAAGUCAUGGAUAUUCGUGACUGCUGGCGAACCCAAGCAAAAACUCUGUGUGUUAUGCAAAAGAGGCAGCCGCAGGCGCAGCCGCACCAAAAUCAAAAUCCACUUCAAUAUUUAUACAUUCAUAUAUCACUCCGGGACCGGGACACAUGAGUAUUCUUGUUUUUUUCGCAUGAAUGAUACGAAAUACAGAUAACAAAUUGUUCGUUGGCAUGGCAGUCUGCGCUUUUAUUUCUCAGGGCCAGCGGCAGUCAGCGGAAAGUCACUCACUUCCCCUCUAUAGGCUCACGUUGCCCUCGUCCAAUUCUCACUCGUCGAGCGUGAAAGUCAACCAAGUCGCCAGUCUGAGCAUGCAACAGCUUGCGCCACCUUUGCCACAGCCGCGCCUGGCUGCUGGAAGUGUGUAUCUGCAGCGGCACUCAAAAAUACCCUCGCAACUCAGGCGGCGCAGCUUCAACUUGCAGCACUUGCAGCACCAGGCUCAGGGUCAGGAACAUCAUCUGCAUCACAGCGCAGGCGAGACCGGAAGUAGUGCUGCACACGGGGGGGCAUCUGCCUCAACCCGAUUAGGGCGGGAUGGGAGUAAUUGUGCACCACGCGAAGGAGCACCUCCACGAAACGAACAACUGGAGGACGAGGCGGUACUGCUGCACACAACACUGCGAAAGGACGCGCAAGCGCAAGACUCGGCGUCUGCAUCGGGCGCUGACACAACCACAACGACCACGGCAACCACGACAGCUCACCAUCUCGACGAAGACACAGAAGAGCACGGUCCUAGUGGGAAAGGAGUGUCUCCUCCACGGUUGCAACGUAAACACGGAAGAACGUCCCCUGGGUCUACCAGCGCCACGGAUGAUGCAAGUGCGAAGAACGACAGGGACAAAGACCAUCAUGAUCUUGCUCAGGUUGGCCCGGUCGAGGCAUUGCCACAUCGGGUUUUAAACCUCCACGCAUCAAGUUCUACCCACAGUCCAUCGUCUUCACUCAACAACCCUUCGUCGCUCCUCGACAAAAAUGAGAUGCAUCAGAAUGAUGUUCGCUUGGAUGCGACCAGCACAAAUGUGGCAAUAAUGCGAAAGACAGCUCCUGCCCCCAAUUAUGAUGUCGCGGGCGCACCAUCAGAAGAUGACGCGGCUGCAAGACCUGCACCCGGAGCCGAACCUGUGCAACCUCCUUGCGCCAAAUAUGUAAUGCGAUUUCUGUCGGGAUCCACACACGCCUUGGAGGAGGUGGUGACCGCAUUGCAGACGCUUGCGCCCUUUCAGAAAAGCGCGCCGCGGACGAUCGCGGUGGCCGGCGGUGGCGCCCAUAAGUACAAAACCCUUUUCAAGGAGGCCUUGAACCUUGAGUUCGAAGCGCACCGCGAGAUGGAAUCCGUGGUGGAAGGCCUGCGCUUCGUCUUGGAGCGACGGCACAUUUUCAAAGACGAAAUCCUCACCAUCAACGACGACGGGCAGGAAGAGCCAUUCGACCCCGAUUUGGAAGAAAUGGAAGUAUUCGAGGGCGACGUUGAUGAAGAUCAAGCUCACACCAACAACUACUCCACCACCACCACGUUAGUAGACGGAGCUACAACUACGUCGAGAGCGAGAUCAUCUCCCCCAGAAAAUGCAGAGCCACGGUGCCCAAUGCAGGAGCGAGGUCUCAUCGAGACCAGCGCAGGCAAAGCUAAAGCAGAAGAAGGUCCUUCUCGUCCACGUCAUCUUCGAAAUCGAAUAAAGUUAAAAUCUGGACGAGAAAAUCAUAAAGCCCCGCCUCGCAAGGCCGCGGCGACUUCGUCUUCUUCGAGUAGCAUCGACGCAAUAUUUGCCGAUGUGGCCUCAGAGGCACAAGCAGCGGCAAUUGGUGGAACGUGGGACGAAGACCGCGACCGUCGCCUCGCGUCCAGUACGAAAAGUCGGCGACGCUUGUUUCAAGAAACGUCCUUCAGUACUUCCAGCACCCGCCGGCAGGACGACGAAGAGGAAGAUCAACAUAAUACAACUAGGGACCAUGAUCAUGAAGAGGUGGAGCUUGACGUGCAGGACGACAACUCGUGCGAAGACGAUGACAUCGCGGACCACGCAUCUUCUCCAGCAGUAGGAAACGACACAGAGGAAGAGGGUGAGAGUGCCUCCACAGCUUCCAUGUCCGACGUGGAGGAAGAUCUUCCCGAUGAAGCUGCAGCGUCUGGGCCUCUGGAGGACGAGGGCGGUGGAAGCAACCACCGACGUCGCAGAAAAAAGCUUGAUAAACGUUCGCGGGCUCCUGCGACGAGGAGAAUCCAGCACCCUUUGUGGGAAGAGGCCUUUCUGCUUGUAAACAUCGGUAGUGGUGUGUCGAUUCUGCACGUAACCCCGAGUACGUUUGCACGCGUGGGAGGCACGGGCUGUGGGGGCGGCACUUUCCUGGGGCUCACCCGACUGCUGUGUGGCACAACCGACUUCAGUGAUGCGCUCGCACUCGCUUCGGAAGGGGACGCAAAGAGGAUCGAUACCCUCGUGUCAGACAUCUACGGCGAAUCCGGCAGCGCACAUCUAGGCCUGCCGCCCUCCCUAAGCAUUGCUAAAGUGUCGCAGGUUUUCAGAAAUUAAUGAUGAGAGAAGACUCGCGGUGGCGGUUGCAGCAAACAAUUGCAGCACGACAUGUAUAUAUCUGCAGCUACGACAGCACAAGCAUGAAGCUGCGACGAGAAGCUAAAUACAUUUACAACUCACUCGUGCUUCUACGUUCUCGCCAUACUGUAUUCGUAUCAGAAAAAGCUGCAUGUCAAUGUCUAUAGAAGGUAUAGCUCUAGGUUUGGUCGUUCAAAAUACUUCGUACGACAUGCGCGCGACACUUUUGCAGGCGAUAGUCGCUUACAGCGAGCAACUUCGGAAAGGUUGGGACAUCCCUGCCUUACGACACAACAGCCGGAAGGUACUAUGAUUAAUUGCUGUGCACCAGUCGUGCAAUUUGAAUCUACUUUCUAGAUCUAGUUGUAGUAGCAACUACUGUACAUCUAUUUAUUGUGGUGGUCGAAAGUGAUAUUCGGCGCUCGUUAUUCUUGCCGCGAGGAGUGACUAGUAUCUUAUCAUUAUUCGGAGUUACUAGAGAGGACACGUGACGAGCGAGAGGUAUGAAGAUGCUACUGCUAAUAAGUGAUAAUCCUUCAUCGGCUCGCAGCUUGUGGUGGAGGCUGCAGCUGCUGGAGUCAACUGAAAUAAAUUGACACAACUCUUUCAGCCCGUCGCAUCCAGACCCGAAGGACUUGGCGCGUGCCGUACUCCAGAUGGUAACGCAGCAGGUCGCUGUUCUAGCUGUGGCCUACUCGCAGUCCCUCCUCGUGCGCCACAUCUUCUUUGUCGGAGGUUUUUUUGAAAAAAACAAAAUAGCGAAGACAAUGAUGUCAAAAACCAUGCGCGACCUUCGGAAAAGGGCGUUUUUCGUGCGCCAUUCGGACUUUCUAGGUGCGAUCGGCAGUCUCGCGUACUCAAUGAAAUUUAAGGAAACGCAAGGCAAUUUUCCUGCUGGACAGCAAGGAGCACCUGCUGCUGGUGAUGCGCAAGCGCAUGUGAAGACCACACAACAGACAACAGCAACUAAACUGAUCUAGACCACACAACACACAACAGACAACAGCAACUAAAAAUUGAUGUCGCUCAUCUUCGUCGACGCUAG